Molecule: messenger RNA, 6162 nt
Organism: Heterocephalus glaber (naked mole-rat)
Lineage: Eukaryota; Metazoa; Chordata; Mammalia; Rodentia; Bathyergidae
Gene: Dgkb
Product: diacylglycerol kinase beta
Biological process (GO): phospholipase C-activating G protein-coupled receptor signaling pathway
Cellular component (GO): plasma membrane
Molecular function (GO): calcium ion binding; ATP-dependent diacylglycerol kinase activity
Source: RefSeq, a predicted model, not a curated record
CGCGGGGAACGCGAUGUUCGUGCGUGACACCUAGCUGGAGCGCGAGCCCGGAACCCCGGAGGUGGCCGCGGUGCAGGAGGAGGGGGGCGCGGUGGGAGGAGUGCGACGUGGGGAAGGGGGAGACGCCAGAACUGUCUUCCAGGCUCCGGAAACCCACGUCUUUCAUCCCCCGCUGUUUUCGAGUUGCAAGUGAUCAGGGGGCUGGUGGACGGCGGGCAGCCUGUGGUGGUGUCGCCGGGAAGUCGAUUUCCACCUCCCAGGCGCUGGCUCGGGCCGUGCCUUCGGGAAGGGGAAGGGGGCAGCAGGAGGGAGGAGGACGCGGUGCGCGGAGCUCGUGAGGCUGCGCUCCCAGGAAGCCGAGCAGAGGGAGGGCGCGGGCACCGAGCCCUGAGAGCGAGCGAGCGAGCGGCGUCCGUCCUCUCCCAGCUGCCGGCGCGCUCACCUCCAGCUGCGCCCGCCUGCUUGCACCGCACUGCAUCCUGUAACACAUUGUUGAAACUGCAGACAUCCACGGCAGUUCCACGUGGACAGAUUGUAUACUUUGACAGCUGUAGGUAUUUCAUCAUGAAGUACACCAUGCGGAAUCUUUGAAGCAUACAAUUCUGCCCAGCACCCUAAUAAAGAAUCCCUAGCCUGGUAUGUAAGAGAGCUCCUCGUGUCCGCCAUGACAAACCAGGAAAAAUGGGCCCACCUCAGCCCCUCAGAAUUUUCACAACUUCAGAAAUACGCCGAGUAUUCUACGAAGAAAUUAAAGGAUGUUCUUGAAGAAUUCCAUGGUAAUGGCGUGCUUGCAAAGUAUAAUCCUGAAGGGAAACAAGACAUUCUUAACCAAACAAUAGAUUUUGAAGGUUUCAAGCUAUUCAUGAAGACAUUUCUGGAAGCCGAGCUUCCCGAUGAUUUCACUGCACACCUUUUCCUGUCAUUUAGCAACAAGUUUCCUCAUGCUAGUCCAAUGGUAAAAAGUAAGCCUGCUCUCCUUUCAGGUGGUCUGAAAAUGAAUAAAGGUGCCAUUACUCCUCCCCGCUCUUCUCCUGCAAAUUCAUGCUCCCCGGAAGUAAUCCAUCUGAAAGACAUCGUGUGCUACCUGUCUCUCCUGGAAAGAGGAAGACCUGAGGAUAAACUUGAGUUUAUGUUUCGCCUUUAUGAUACGGAUGGGAAUGGCUUCCUGGACAGCUCGGAGUUGGAAAACAUCAUCAGUCAAAUGAUGCAUGUUGCAGAAUACCUUGAAUGGGACGUCACUGAACUUAAUCCAAUCCUUCAUGAAAUGAUGGAAGAAAUUGACUAUGAUCAUGAUGGAACGGUGUCUUUGGAGGAGUGGAUUCAAGGAGGAAUGACAACAAUCCCACUUCUUGUACUUUUGGGCUUAGAAAAUAAUGUGAAGGAUGAUGGACAGCAUGUGUGGCGACUCAAGCACUUUAACAAACCUGCCUACUGCAAUCUCUGCCUGAACAUGCUGAUUGGCGUGGGAAAACAGGGCCUGUCCUGCUCUUUCUGCAAGUACACAGUCCAUGAGCGUUGUGUGGCUAGAGCGCCUCCCUCUUGCAUCAAGACCUAUGUGAAGUCCAAAAAGAACACUGAAGUCAUGCACCAUUACUGGGUUGAAGGCAACUGCCCAACCAAGUGUGACAAGUGCCACAAAACAGUAAAAUGUUACCAGGGCCUGACAGGACUGCAUUGUGUCUGGUGUCAGCUCACACUGCACAAUAAAUGUGCUUCUCAUCUAAAACCUGAAUGUGACUGUGGACCUCUGAAAGACCAUAUUUUACCACCCACAACAAUCUGUCCAGUGGUACUGCAGAAUCUGCCCACUUCAGGAGUUUCGGUUCCUGAGGAAAGACAGGCAACGGUGCAAAAGGAAAAGAACGCCUCGCAACAGCCAAACAAAGUGACCGACAGGAACAAGAUGCAGAGAGCCAACUCUGUGACUGUGGACGGACAAGGCCUGCAGAUCACUCCUGUUCCUGGUACUCAUCCGCUGUUAGUUUUUGUGAACCCCAAAAGUGGUGGGAAGCAAGGAGAAAGAAUUUACAGAAAAUUCCAGUAUCUACUAAAUCCUCGUCAAGUUUAUAGUCUUGCUGGAAAUGGACCAAUGCCAGGGUUAAACUUUUUCCGUGACGUCCCUGACUUCCGAGUGCUAGCCUGUGGUGGAGACGGAACUGUGGGCUGGAUUCUGGAUUGCAUAGAAAAGGCCAAUGUUUCCAAGCACCCUCCAGUUGCUAUUCUGCCUCUUGGGACUGGUAACGACCUAGCGAGAUGUCUGCGAUGGGGAGGAGGUUAUGAAGGUGAAAAUCUGAUGAAAAUCCUAAAAGGUAUUGAAACCAGCACAGAAAUCCUGCUGGACAGGUGGAAGUUUGAAGUUGUACCGAAUGACAAGGACGAGAAGGGAGACCCAGUGCCUUACACUAUCAUCAACAAUUACUUUUCCAUUGGCGUGGAUGCCUCCAUCGCACAUAGAUUCCACAUCAUGAGAGAAAAACACCCUGAGAAAUUCAACAGUAGAAUGAAGAACAAAUUUUGGUAUUUUGAGUUUGGCACAUCUGAAACUUUCUCAGCCACCUGCAAGAAGCUACAUGAAUCUGUAGAAAUAGAAUGUGAUGGAGUACAGAUAGAUCUAACAAACAUCUCCCUGGAAGGAAUUGCGAUAUUGAAUAUACCGAGCAUGCACGGAGGAUCCAAUCUUUGGGGAGAGUCUAAGAAAAGAAGAAGCCAUCGACGGAUAGAGAAAAAAGGUUCAGACAAAAGGACCACACUCACGGAUGCCAAAGAGUUGAAGUUUGCAAGUCAAGACCUGAGUGACCAGCUGGUGGAAGUAGUUGGCUUGGAAGGAGCCAUGGAAAUGGGGCAAAUCUACACAGGGCUGAAAAGCGCUGGCCGUCGGCUGGCCCAGUGCUCCUCGGUGGUCAUCAGGACCAGCAAGUCUCUGCCGAUGCAGAUCGAUGGGGAGCCGUGGAUGCAGACCCCUUGCACGAUAAAAAUUACACACAAGAACCAAGCCCCGAUGCUGAUGGGCCCUCCUCCAAAAACUGGGUUAUUCUGCUCCCUCGUCAAAAGAACAAGAACCCGAAGCAAAGAAUAACCCCCCCUCGUUUCAUUCUUAGAAAUCCAAUUAGCAUAAUUGGGCCAUAGAACACUUGUGCUGGAAAUCUUCGAACCAUUUCAAGUCUCCUGCUCAUGCAAAAUCAUGGAAUUGGUUUAACAAGUUUUUGUUACUGAGCUAAUGUGAAAUUCAGCUAUUAGAAAAUUUAUUGUCUCAGUUUCUAUAGGCAGUUUGCAUGAAGAAAGCAAAAGUUUACAUGAAGUAAUAUUGCAUAUUUUUGUUGCAUGCAUUCCCUUAGAUUUUUAUGUCUCCCACCCACAUGUUACCCAAUUCCCAUUUACUAAACUGUGAGAAAAAGCUGUGAAACACAAAAAAGGAAAUACCAUGGGAGAUGUGAUUCUUGGUGUGAUUCCAAUUAUUAAUAAGCACUAAUCAAUAAUGCUACAAUGAUCCUGAUUACAGAUUGCUAUACUUUUCCCUUUUAGAACCAGUGUAACAAUGAUUUUUGAUCUAUGACUCGAGGAUAAACUUUUAACUCAAACAUUUUAUUAAAUAGUUGUCUAUGAUAUAUUGCUAUAUAUAAAUAGUUUUUCUUCAACAUCUAAAUUCUUCUGAGUGGAAAUUGAAAUACCAGGUAGAAGACUUACUUGUGCUUAAAAACAGAAAAUGGUUUUUAUUUUGUUGAGUUUGGUCUUUAAUUCCAAAAAAUUAGUGAAAAUAAGUUCCUUGGCAGUAAAGUGUGAUAAUAAGACAAGCCUUAUUCCUUUCUGCAUGAGAAUCUAGAAGAAAAUUCACAAUCAUGCCAGUAACCAAAUAGAUGUUUUAAACUAUGUGCCUAAUUCAUGUGUUUCCCACCAAAGAUUCAGGAAAAGAUGCUUGAGAGAAAUGGGUUAAUGCAUAAUUAAUUAGCAUUGAGAAGAUUUGUGGAUCUUAUGAUUAAUUUUGUGACAAUUAAAAUGCUGGAAGACAUUUACCUAUUUAUUAUUAUUCUCCCCUUUCACAGACAAUGGUUCAUACAACACAAUCUAAGCUCCAUAGCUGACUUGGUUAUUUGGUUCUCCACAAAUCGAGGUGUCUGUAAUCUUUAAUGUAUCAGUUAAGUGUACUUGAUGAAAGUGAAUGGUUGUAUCAUUUCCCUUCUAGUAUAAAUUAGUACUGACAAUAAUUUUGAGUUUAUCGAGGGAAAUCAUGCUUGAAAUUAGCCCUUCAUCUCACCUACUCCUCUCCCAUCUCUAUGAUGCUUUGAAUGUUUAUUUGGAAAUAUGUAUGGAAUGGCCUAGAUCACUGUUUCAAUUGUUGAUGGCAUAGUUGGAAUCUCUGAUUGUAUAAAGAAAUGAUGGAAUUAUUACUUUUCCUAAUGUCUCAUUAAGCCUAUGGUAUAAAAGGAAAUGCUUUUGAGAAGUCUUGGUAUUGUUCAUUCAUAUUUACCUGCAUCUCAUCAUUGCAUGUUUUAUGUUUUUAAACAUGCCAUAAGGAAAACAAGUUCUUGAAAUGCAUGAUUUAUUAGUUUUUCUCUCCACUCUGCAUUAAAGUGCCAAUGAUUUAUCAGUUCUAUUUUUCUAUUGAUUCAUUCAUCUUUGAAUAACAAAUAGCAUUUAGUGUUUCUGUUGAAUGCGAUCUUGUGCAUGGAUUUAUGGAUUUCAAGUGAAAUUGCUAUAAUUUUAGUUCUUUGGUUUGAAAACUCAACUGAAUACUGCUGUACAAAAUAGCUACUCUCAAGCAAUGUGCUGUAAUGGAAGAUUAUAUAUAAAGCAUAUUCUUUUAGUAUUCCAGGAACAUUGGAUGGUAAAUAUCAAUCAACAGUAAGUUUUAUUGUUUUAAAAAUGAAAGCUUUUGAAUAUUAUUAAAACAUAAUUUAGCAUUCCCAGGAAAUUAUGAUUACAAUCGCAAAUUUAGUACAGCGAUCCCUUGGUGUAGUAUAAUAACAAUAAAUAAAAAGUUAUUAUUUGGCAGAAUACUAAUCUAGACCAAAAGAAAUCUCAAAACAGUAACAAGUGCAUUACUGACAUAAUGUUACAUAGCAUGCAUUGAUUUUUCUGUAUCUAUGGUUACAGGUAAUAAAUAUUUUCACAUGAAUCGACAAAUUUUUCUACAAUGGGCAGGCAGGCUUUGUGUCACAAACAUAUUUUGAAGCCACCAAUUAUUUUACAUUCAGUACAACAUACAAUUAUUUCUUGGCUACAUUUAACAGUAUGUAGUUUGAAGGCAGCAACAGUUUGUGAGUCAUUUUUAACACUCUGUGCACUCCAAAGCAUUUGGAUAGACAAUGAGGUGAGAAAAAUUAAACAACAUGCCUAUACCAUUUCAAUAAUUGAAAUAAUGGGGUGCAGCCUCGCUUCAGCGUAGCUAUAUAACUCUAGUUAGUGCUAAUGGUAGUUACUCACAUUUUCAGUCACUUGGAUUCAUCGGCACCACUAAUAAAUGUUCAAAUAUGAAUCAAAUAUGACUUUUCCCAACUCAUUUUCUAAAGAUACUGACAUGCUUGCCCUUCAAGUACACUACUCCUGGGAUUGAGAAAGUAGUUUUUAAAAACCUACUUUGAUGGUUUUGAAAUCAGAGAAGAUAUUCUUUCUUUUUUUUUAAUGACAGCUUCAUGUGAAGAAUAUAUAUUUUAAGGAAAUUUCUAAAUGGAUAGUUCUAUAGCAUAUUAAAAUACUGAAUAAUGAAUAUUAGCUUUAUAAAAUGGAAACUUUUCUUCUAUGUGUGUGAAUGAGUGUUUAAGUUGAGAGUUGACCUCUUUUAAAUAUAGUACACAGAGUGGUGUAAAAUUUUAACUGGAUGGAGCUCUUAAGUAUAAAUUAACACUGAAGGUCAGAGGAAAGGGGCAAAAAGAUAUGCAUUCUGGUACACACUGCCAGAUACUGUUUGUGAAUAGGAGUUCCAUGGUGAUAACCCUAGAUUCACACACUAUUAAGAAAUAGGAAUGGAGAUCUCUAUGUAAACCCCCAAAUUUUAAAAGUUGUGAAUGUGUUUUCCCACUUUGGUGUCUAUAUAUUGCAUAUUUAAUGUGAAAAGUGCUGGUCAAUGUUCUGUGGUGGAAAGAGAUAUUUCAUAGGAAAUUAAAAGGUUACAUUGUAAAACAGUUUUUAUUUUUAAACAAAUUAUAUUGUGAUAGCAGAAUAAAA